Pieris macdunnoughi is the source of this 1308-nucleotide messenger RNA. Lineage: Eukaryota; Metazoa; Arthropoda; Insecta; Lepidoptera; Pieridae. The record is from the annotation of a GenBank genome assembly.
AUGCAAGACGAACACAGGAGAGCUAUACAAAACAACUUUGCUUCCCUUGUCGAACAGACUGAUUUAGAUCACAUGGUUUCGACUCUGUAUGAAAAAGGAGUAUUUUCGGAACAAAUGAUCGAGCCCUACAAAGACUUAACUAAGGACGCAAGAUCACGCAAACGUUUACUGUAUAGGGAUAUAACAAGGCGAGGUCCUGAUGCAUUUAGGAAUUUAUUGGAUGCUCUCUCAGAUGCUGGUUAUUGGGAUUUAGUUCGGGAUCUUGAUCCCAAUAGCUCUUUACAUACAAGAAGAACCAAAAUAUCAGCACCAAGCACAAGUAUGGCUAAUGAAAAUGACUAUGUUAGUAUAAGUACUGAAAAGAAAAAGACCAAACCACGAGUUGAUGUAAAUAAAAAUGAUUCUACACCUAUCGCUAAAGAUACAACAGAUCUUAAUAUGGUACCUCAGUACAAUGUGAUUAAGUCAAGCAAAUUCUUUGAAGAUGGUGAAGAUAUAAAGUUAUACAACACCCGAGGACAUAAGAGAGGAAUUAUUGUAGUGUUUAGUUACAUUGAAUUUGUUAACAACAUUGAGACAUACCGAAAAGGAGUGGAUGUUGAUUGUCAGAAACUAAAAUACUUAUUUAGUGAAAUGGGCUUUCGAGUAAUAUCAUAUGAGAAUUUGACCAGAGAUGAGACGGUUACAACAUUAGAGAAUCUAAAAAAAGUAAUAGUUGGUGUAGAAUGUGUAUUCAUAGUAGUCUCUUCUCAUGGAUAUGAGCGGAAGUAUAGCUCAGAUACAGACAUUCGCUGUAAAGAUGGACAACUCAUUACCAUUUAUGAGAUUAUUGAUUAUUUUAAUAAUAAGAACUUUCCUGCAUUGCAUGGAAUCCCAAAGGUUUUUAUCUUUCAGCUAUGCAGGGGUUCGAAUGUGGAAUACAUUGAUGGCCCAAUUAGGUUUGUAUCACCAGACGAUCCAAGCCCUCCAGCCGAGCGCGACGGAAAUCCCAUGACUGAUACUGGUCGCUUCUCCCAAGACACACCUCGCACCCCUCUCAACAAGCGAAAUAGACUUUUCUCUGAUAUUCUAAUCGCGCAUUCAACACUGCCAGGUAAUGUUUCAUACAGGGAUCCAGAGGAAGGAUCAUGGUAUAUUCAGACAUUGUGCGAGGUGUUUGCGGCUCGGGCCCAUGACUGCCACGUAGAUAAGCUAUUCACACUCGUCGACCAACACCUACAUGAACGAUUUCACAUACAGACCUCGUCUGUUGACAAAUGGGGUUUCAACAAGAGACUCUACCUACAUCCUGGUCUCUAUCAGGACUGA